This is a messenger RNA of Vitis riparia (riverbank grape), 1295 nucleotides long. RefSeq names its product probable ribose-5-phosphate isomerase 3, chloroplastic. Gene Ontology annotation, biological process: pentose-phosphate shunt, non-oxidative branch. Bases 164 to 1015 code for a protein of 283 amino acids. Gene Ontology annotation, molecular function: ribose-5-phosphate isomerase activity. Lineage: Eukaryota; Viridiplantae; Streptophyta; Magnoliopsida; Vitales; Vitaceae. The record is from RefSeq and is a predicted model, not a curated record. The transcript has a single exon.
CAAAGGUUGAAUAACAGACAAACUUUAUUUUCACUCCUGAAAGCUUCCAACAACCCCAUCCCUCAAAAGGCAAAGCCAAAGGAGAUAGAAAGAUAGAUCAAAUCAUAGUAUACACAGCAGCACAACCACCUCCCAUUUCACCACCGCCACCCACCACCCACCAAUGGCCACCCUAUCCCUCCUCUCUCCACCCAACUCCCACUCCCUCUCCUCCCUCCACCACCGUAAUGCCCUUUCCCUCCGCACCUCCUCCACCCUUACCCCCCGCACCCGCCCCCUUCUCUCUAUCAGAGCCUUCUCUGCACCUGCCCUCACCCAAGACGACCUCAAGAAGCUCGCCGCUGAUAAGGCCGUAGACUACGUCAAAAGCGGCAUGGUCCUCGGCCUCGGCACCGGCUCCACCGCCGCCUUUGUCGUCGCCAAGCUCGGCCACCUCCUCAAAACCGGCCAACUCUCUGACAUCGUCGGCGUUCCCACUUCCAAGCGCACCGAAGAGCAAGCCCUCUCUCUCGGCAUCCCUCUCUCCGUGCUCGACCACCACCCCAGCAUUGACCUCGCCAUCGACGGCGCUGACGAGGUGGACCCGGAUCUCAACCUCGUCAAGGGACGCGGCGGCGCCCUCCUCCGCGAGAAAAUGGUGGAGGCCGCCUCGGAUAAGUUUGUUGUGGUAGUGGAUGACACCAAAUUGGUUAAUGGCCUUGGUGGGAGCGGCUUAGCAAUGCCGGUUGAAGUUGUGCAGUUUUGCUGGAAAUACAAUUUGGUUAGGUUGCAGGAGCUGUUUAAGGAAGAGGGGUGUGAAGCGAAGCUGAGAUUGAACCCGGAUGGGAAGCCCUAUGUGACCGAUAAUUCAAAUUACAUAGUGGAUUUGUAUUUCAAGACGCCGAUAAAAGAUUCAAUUGCGGCAGGGAAGGAGAUUUCAUCCUUUGAAGGGGUGGUGGAGCACGGGUUGUUUCUGGACAUGGCCACUGCAGUGAUUAUUGCUGGGAAGGAUGGAGUGACAGUGAAGACAAAGUGAGAGAUCUUUUGGUGGUGGUGAGAAUUGAUUUGCCCCCCUACUUUGGGUUUUUUGUUUUUCGGGUUCUAUAUACUUGUUGUUCAUUAUUUCUUGGUGAUUUUGAGUUUCAUUUGGUGUAACUCUUAGAUGGUGGGUAUCUAUCAGAGGGAGUUUUUGUAACUUUGCAGUUCUCAAUGGUGAAUUGGGCAUCUUGAAUUUGAUAAAGUACAAGAACAGUGUAGGUGGGAUUGGAGAAAUGUGAAAUAAUCAAAAUAAAAUGUUUUGAUUUUGAUGUCCAUAA